AUGUCCACCGCCGCCGGCGCCAAGCAACAGUCGUUCACCGAUUCAGAUUCCGAUUCAGACCACUCGCAGUCCGGCGAAUCCAACUCCGCCCGCCGCCACACCGACCUCUCCAAUUCCAUCUUCAAAUCCUACUUCGACCUCACCGCAACCACCACCUCCGCCUCGCCGUCCCCGCACGACCUCUCCAAAAUCCAGUCGUUCCUCAACUCAUCCUCGUCCGGCGCCCUCUCAUGCCUCAUAUGCCUUGAACGAAUCCGCCCUUCCGAUCCCACCUGGUCCUGCGGUUCCCUCUGCUUCGACGUCUUCCACCUCCUCUGCAUCCAAUCGUGGGCUCGCCAGGCGUCCGAUCUCGCCGCCUUGCGAGCCUCCACUCGCCUCCCGAUCACCUCGCAGAAGGCCGACGAGACGGCGAUCUGGAAUUGCCCCAAAUGCAGGUCAGCGUAUUCCAAAUCUCAAAUCCCUAGGACUUACUUCUGCUUCUGUGGCAAGCUCGAGAGUCCUCCGAAUGAUAAUCCCUGGAUUUUGCCGCAUUCGUGCGGCGAGGUCUGUAACCGUCCAUUGAAGAACAAUUGCGGCCAUUUCUGCUUGUUGUUGUGUCACCCGGGGCCGUGCCCUCCGUGUCCUAAACUGGUUAAGGCGUCGUGUUAUUGCGGCAAGAUUGAAGAUGUUCGGCGGUGUGGGUAUAAAGUGUAUUCGUGCAACAGUCGAUGCAAUAAGCUGUUGGGUUGCAAGAGCCACAAAUGUAGAGAGAUUUGCCAUGAUGGAGAGUGUCCCCCUUGUCAUGAACGCGGGGUUUAUCGAUGCCUGUGUGGGAAGAAAGAAGAGGCGAAGGAAUGUUGUGAGAGGGAUUUCAGAUGUGAGAUUCCGUGCAAUAAACCAUUGAGCUGUGGGAAGCAUUUGUGCGAGAAAGGGUGUCACUCUCCGGAAGGGUGUGGUGGAUGUCCGCUGCAAGGGAAGAGGACGUGCCCUUGUGGGAAGAGGGUUCAUGAAGGAAUGGCGUGUGAUGUUGCAGUGCCGCUAUGUGGAGAUACUUGUGGUAAAAUGUUGACCUGUGGGUUCCAUAAGUGUCAUGAAAGGUGCCACCGAGGGCAGUGUGCUGAGACCUGCAGAAUGGUUGUCUUCAAGUCAUGCCGUUGUGGAAGCUUGAAGAAAGAGAUUCCUUGCUAUCAAGAUUUAGCAUGUGAGAGAAAGUGCCAGAUAGCGAGAGAUUGUGGACGCCAUGCUUGUAGACGUCGUUGUUGUGAUGGGGAUUGCCCGCCUUGUGGAGAGGUUUGUGGGAAGAGACUAAGGUGCAAGAAUCACAAAUGCCCUUCCCCCUGUCAUAGAGGUCCCUGUGCUCCCUGCCCUGUGAUGGUUCCAAUAUCAUGUGCUUGUGGUCAUACACGAUUUGAGGUUCCUUGUGGAACAGAGAAGGACCAAAAGCCUCCUAAAUGUCGAAAAUUAUGUGAAAUUCCUCCUUUGUGCAGGCAUGGGACAUACGUCAAGCCACACAAAUGUCAUUAUGGUGCUUGCCCACCUUGUCGGUUAAUUUGUGAAGAAGAGUACCCAUGUGGACAUAAGUGCCAAUUAAGAUGCCAUGGUCCCAUGCCCCCUCCCAAACCUGAAUUCAUGUUCAAACCAACAAAGAAAAGGCCUAUUCAUCAGAGCGAGUCUACCCCGGGGUCUCCUUGCCCUCCUUGCCCCGAACUUGUUUGGAGAUCAUGUGUUGGCCAGCACUAUGCUGCAGAGAGAAUGAUGGUCUGCUCGAACAAAACCAUGUUUUCUUGUGAAAAUCUCUGUGGGAAUCCUCUUCCUUGCGGCAAUCACCAUUGUACAAAGACGUGCCACGCUCUGAAGUUCAAUACCUCAAAUCGGUUGGGCCAAAUUGGUAAAAGUGACUCGUGUGAAAAGUGUAAUCUUCCUUGUGAAAAGGAGAGGAAGCCUGGGUGUACACAUCCUUGCUCUUUGCGGUGUCAUCCUGAUGAUUGUCCACCUUGCAAGGCGCUUGUGAAACGGUCUUGCCACUGUGGCUCUAUGGUCCAUGCUUUUGACUGCAUUUACUACAACAGCUUGUCAAAAAAGGAGCAAAUUUCUGCUCGUUCUUGUGGUGGGCCCUGCCAUCGGAAGUUGCCUAACUGCACACAUUUAUGCCCAGAGACAUGUCAUCCAGGUGAAUGUCCAUCACCUGACAAGUGCAGCAAAAAGGUUACUGUUCGCUGUCGGUGUCAAACUUUGAAAAAGGAGUGGCUUUGUAAAGAUGUUCAGGAAGCCCAUCGCACAGCUGGUUCUGAUCCCAAAGAUGUGUCUAAAAAUCACUUUGGACUCGGACUUCUACCUUGUAAUUCAGAUUGCAAGGCUAAAAUUCAAGUUGUGGACCAGGAACUGCAUUUGCGUACAUCAAAGGAUGCUGAGGAGAAAGACAGCACUACUGAAGCACAGCUUUCUAGACGUAAAAAACGACGUCAACGGUUACAAGAAGCAAAACAGUUAUCCACACUCCAGAAAAUUCUCCCCGCCGUGAAGAAGCUCCUUCUAGUUGUCAUCCUCGUGGGUACUCUGGUAGCUGCAUCAUACUAUGGUUACAAGGGUCUGAUGUGGCUCUCGGAUUACAUGAACGAAGUGGAAGAGCAAAGACACAGUAGCAAAAGAAGAUAUCCCAGAAUCUAG
Messenger RNA from Linum trigynum, 2646 nucleotides. NCBI's taxonomy places the organism in Eukaryota, Viridiplantae, Streptophyta, Magnoliopsida, Malpighiales, Linaceae. The record is from the annotation of a GenBank genome assembly.